Struthio camelus australis is the source of this 273-nucleotide messenger RNA. Lineage: Eukaryota; Metazoa; Chordata; Aves; Struthioniformes; Struthionidae. The record is from RefSeq and is a predicted model, not a curated record.
AUGGACACUUCCUACCCACGUGAGGACUACCUGCCCGUGACGUCCCACAAGCGGGACCCUUCUCCCACCGUCAUCACCAUCGGCUCCUCCGUGGUGCCCCGUGACCACCUCAUCUGGUCCGUCUUCAACACCAUCUACAUGAACUUCUGUUGUCUCGGAUUCGUGGCUCUUGCCUUCUCUGUCAAGCUGGCGUUUCCGAGAGCCCUCCGAGUGCCGAUACCACGUCAAGGGAGGACUUCCCGAGGAGAGGUGGAGAGGAGCAUCUGAAACGGG